AUGGCCUCCAUCAGUCCAUUCAACAGUCUUCUAAACAACCUCAGCAGCGACCUAAGCAAAUUGAAUUUACAUAAUUUAGUGAAUGUUUGUGGAGAGCUUAUCAGUGAGGUUGAACGCGAGAGAAUCUCAUCAGGCUGGAAUGUAUUUAAAAUUCUUAUUCGACGAGACGCAAUCGGAGAAGAGCCAAGGAGGAUGGCAUUUCUACUCAGGAUUAUUAAGGAACUGAGGCCUAAGAGACGAGAUUUAGUCUCCAUGGUUAAAAAGUACAUUGAAGACAACUAUAAUCAACCACAAGAGAUACUGGAUGACUUUGAAUCUAGCUCAGAUGAGUACACGAUAAUUCAACGAUCUCCUCGUCCUGUGUCGAGAGAAGACUGUUGUAUAAAUAUUCGAUGCGGUUGUUGCAGUUGUAACCUCAGUUGUAAUCACUGCUGCAGCUGGUUUUGCUGCCUUGUGAUUGCUGCAAUGAUUUUAAUACUUUCAGCUGUUAUUUUGGCUGUGUUAUACUACACACCUUACUGCCGCAAACAUUUGAAUAUCACCAACGACGUCAACAGCGUCGAAGUUAUAGUUACCAUCGGCGUUCUUUUUUUCCUCGCGCUUUGCUUUAUUUUUCUC
Porites evermanni is the source of this 618-nucleotide messenger RNA. The record is from the annotation of a GenBank genome assembly. Lineage: Eukaryota; Metazoa; Cnidaria; Anthozoa; Scleractinia; Poritidae.